Molecule: messenger RNA, 1909 nt
Organism: Pseudomassariella vexata
Lineage: Eukaryota; Fungi; Ascomycota; Sordariomycetes; Amphisphaeriales; Pseudomassariaceae
Product: major facilitator superfamily domain-containing protein
Exons: 4
Coding region: 307-1746 (479 amino acids)
Biological process (GO): transmembrane transport
Cellular component (GO): fungal-type vacuole membrane
Molecular function (GO): transmembrane transporter activity
Source: RefSeq, a predicted model, not a curated record
CACGGUGUGUCGCUGUUCACUCGUUUUCAAGAGAGCAUAUGCCGGAGAUUGUACCAGCUUUGAAGCGUUUUACUUGGACGUAAAGUUAGAACAUAGUUACUAUCACCAACCUCGAAAGCUGCAUUGGGUGUUUUGGUCACAUUUGGCCGUAAAAAAAUUAUCGUCGUAGGGUCGAGGCGUAGUGUCAAUGAUCAGCAGUGGACGGCAGCCUAAACCGACAACUUCGUCGCAUAACGGAGACACUCAACAUGGUAGAAUAUCCUCGUCCGAAGAUCUCGAGAUAAUAGACUAAGUUGUCUCUUCGAAAUGGAUACUGGACAACAGCAGAGCAGCUUGUGCAGGCGAGUACUGGAGGAGCUCGGUUUGGUCUCAGUCUACAACUCCUCCACCGACGUCAAGCUCCUCUGCAUGCAGCGCUUCGUCCGAUUGUUCGCAUAUGGCGCUUCCACUCUCAUCCUGGUGUCCUAUUUGGAAGCACUCGGCAACACGAAGACACGAAUUGGGCUAUUCAUGACCUUGACGUUGGCCGGGGACGUCUGCAUCAGUUUCUUCCUCACACUCUUCGCCGAUGCGAUCGGUCGGAAAGCCAUACUCGCGCUUGGUGCUGUGUUGAUGGCAGCGAGUGGCAUCAUUUUCGUCGUCUCUGGGAACUAUUGGGUGUUGCUCAUCGCAGCAAUUUGCGGCGUCAUCAGUCCGAGCGGGAAUGAGAUCGGCCCUUUCAGAGCUAUUGAAGAGAGCAUUGUUGCACAGUUGACAGCCCCUGAGAACCGAAGCGACAUCUAUGCUUGGUACAAUCUCUUGGGACCGGCGGGUACAGCAUUCGGCAUGAUCACUGGAGGAUGGGUGCUUGACUACUUGAUCGAAAGACUCAGAUGGGACUAUGUCAGCUCAUACAGGGUCCUCUACAUGGUGUAUGCUGCCAUUGGAGUUAUCAAGCUAAUGCUCACGUUGCUACUUAGUCAUUUCGUCGAGUCGGGGAAGAAACAAGAACAAACUCGACUUAGGAAUGGGAACCCAGAAACUGCGCCCCUGCUAAACGACGAAACCACGCCCGGCACCCCCACAGGUUCACCGCACAAGAAAGGGUUGCGGGCUCUUCUCCCAGAAAUUAGCAAAGAGAGCGUCUCGGUGGUUUUCAAUUUGUCUUUGCUCUUCGCGUUGGAUGCUUUCGCUUCAGGUCUUGUUCCUCUGUCCUGGAUGACUUUCUUCUUCAAGACCCAAUACGGCCUUGAAGAAGGUAAACUCGGAACUGUCUUCUUCAUCACCAGUCUCGUUGCUGCGGCAUCCAUGCUUGUAGCAUCGGCCUUGGCCAAACGAAUUGGAAAUAUCCAGACUAUGGUGUUUACGCAUUUGCCUUCCUCUAUGUUCCUGGCACUCAUCCCACUCCGGCAUCAAGUGCAGUGGUCCUUGGUGUUUCUCAUUCUCCGGGCGUGCACACACUCCAUGGAUACAGCACCUCGAUCCGCGUUCUUGGCUACCAUCGUACUGCCAGAAGAGCGGACAGCCGUCAUGGGAACUAUAAAUGUAGUCAAGACGACCGCUCAAAGCCUUGGACCCGUUAUCACCGGGGUCCUGGCUGACAAAGAUCACCUCUGGGUGUCAUUUGUUUGCGCGGGCAUUCUGAAGGCUUGCUACGACCUCGGACUCUUGGCCGUGUUCAAGAACAAGGAGAGGGAGAGAGAACUUGCCGAACAGAGAAGGAUUGAAGAGGAGCACGAGCACGAGCACGAGCACCGUUGCGCAUGACGCACUGAGCUCUCAUUUCGUUACAUCGCGAAGCUGGUAUUCCUGACAGAGAGGCAAAAGUGCACGUAGGAAAUCAAGACAAAUGAUACAAAUACUGUCGGAUCUAUACAGGGUUGGUAGACUAUGGUAGACCACCAUGCAAGCCUUUCGCUCUCAUUCUGAC